Molecule: messenger RNA, 2263 nt
Organism: Vigna angularis (adzuki bean)
Lineage: Eukaryota; Viridiplantae; Streptophyta; Magnoliopsida; Fabales; Fabaceae
Product: pentatricopeptide repeat-containing protein At4g11690
Exons: 2
Coding region: 48-1742 (564 amino acids)
Molecular function (GO): protein binding
Source: RefSeq, a predicted model, not a curated record
UAGCUUAGUUCAGUGAUGUUUUGAGACGUAGGAAGGGUUGGAGAAAGAUGUCUCAGUCUCAUGAAAAAACUCUAAUACUGAUCCAAAAAAUGGUGAAAGUGCCCCCACCAAAAGCACUUUUGUUGUUCAAUUCCUCAACCUAUGAGGGCCUUCAUCACACUCCUCACUCUAUCUCUUUCAUCUUAAACCAUCUCCUAUCCCAUGAUGACAUGCUACCCCAAGCUCAAUCUCUUAUCUUGCGUCUAAUCUCUGGUCGAAUCCCCUUCUACACAUUCUCUCCCUCCUCCUUAAUACCUCAACUAACACAAGCCCAUUUCACCUGUUCUUCAACUUAUGCUCCUCUCUGUGAAACAAUUGUCAAUGCUUAUGUUCAUUCUCACUCCCCUGAUCAGGCCCUCACUUUUCUACACCAGAUGAUUCACAAGGGUCAUCUUCCUACAUCAAACACCUUCAACAAUCUUCUGUGCUCGCUCAUUAGGUCAAACUGUUUCGAUAAAGCUUGGUGGGUUUUUAACCAAUUCAAGAUUAAAGUUGUUAUGGAUGUCUACACAUUUGGGAUUAUGAUCAAGGGUUGUUGUGAGGUUGGUGACUUAAUGAAAGGGUUUCGGCUUGUGACCAUGUUGGAGGAGUUUGGUUUGUCUCCUAAUGUUGUUAUAUACACUACGUUGAUUGACGGGUGCUGCAAGAAUGGAGAUGUCAUGCUGGCGAAGAAGUUGUUUUGCAAGAUGGAUAGGUUGGGUGUAGUUGCUAAUCAACAUACUUAUAGUGUCUUAAUGAACGGGUUUUUCAAACAAGGACUUCAAAGGGAAGGGUUUCAAAUGUAUGAGAAUAUGAAGCAAAGUGGAAUAGUGCCAAAUGUUUAUUCCUACAGCUGUGUGAUUGGAGAAUAUUGUAAUGGUGGGAUGGUGGAUAAAGCUUUUAAGGUGUUUGGUGAAAUGCGUGAGAAAGGUGUUAUGUGUGGGGUUAUGACAUAUAACAUUUUAAUAGGUGGGCUGUGUCGAGGGAAGAUGUUCGGUGAAGCAAUAAAGUUAGUUCAUCGAUUGAGCAAAGUUGGCCUCAGUCCUAACAUUGUUACAUACAAUAUACUGAUCAACGGUUUUUGUGGUGUUGGAAAAAUAGACACUGCUAUUAGAUUAUUCAGUCAAUUGAAGUCAAAUGGACUUUCACCAACUUUAGUAACCUAUAAUACUCUGAUUGCAGGGUAUUGUAAGGUUGAGAAUUUAACUGGAGCUCUUAGCUUGGUCAAGGAAAUGGAAGAGAGAUGUUUUGCUCCUUCCAAAGUGACAUAUACCAUUCUGAUUGAUGCUUUUGCAAGACUAAAUCAUAUGGAAAAAGCACGCAAAAUGCAUGCUUUAAUGGAGAAGUCUGGUUUGGUUCCAGACGUAAACACAUACAGUGUCUUAAUACAUGGGUUAUGUAAAACUGGUAACAUGAAAGAAGCCUCAAAACUAUUCAAAUCAUUGGGGGAGCUGCAUUUCGAACCAAACAAUGUUAUAUAUAACACGAUGAUUCAUGGUUACUGCAAAGAAGGAAGCUCUUACAGGGCUUUUAGGCUACUCAAUGAAAUGGUUCACAAUGGAAUGGUCCCUAAUGUGGCCAGUUUUUGCUCAACCAUAGGGCUUCUUUGCAAUGAUGGAAAGUGGAAGGAAGCAGAGUUUCUCUUAGAAAAGAUGAUAAAUUCAGGACUAAAGCCAACGGUUUCUUUAUACAAUAUGGUUUACAAAGAAAAGAUCAACGUUUAGAAUGCCGAACAUGGUUUAGAUCGUCAGGGCCUGUCCCCGAAGGCCACUACUUUAACUGGAGCUCUGGAAAAAACACCCUUUAUAGCAUGUCAGCCAUAUGUUCUACACCACAAUUGGCCUAGGAACUCCCCAAAACAACACGGAUCUAGCCAUUGAUCUUGGAGGAGAGAACCUCUGGCACGACUGCAGCACAAAAUGCUAUAAUUCUUCCUCCAACCGUAAAGUUGUUUGUGAGUCAAAGAAAUGCCCCAAAAACGCUUCAUCCAUUGCCACUGGCUGCAUUGACACUUAUAAACCAGGUUGUGCAAUCAACGAUUUUGUUAUGACAAUGAGCAACUCAUAGUGAAAUGUUGUAUUCUUUACUGUUUUUAGUGUUUGGAUUUGUUUUUAGAUUUCUCUUAGCAUUUCAAAUUUGCUUAGAUAGUUGUUUUUCCUUUUUAGUUUACUAAUGAUAUUUUGUUGAUUCCUAGUUGAUUAUAGUUUUUAUGUGCGUUUUUAUAUUACCUGCUGCUUUAGUUAUC